Messenger RNA from Dinoponera quadriceps, 4935 nucleotides. RefSeq names its product diphthine--ammonia ligase. Gene Ontology annotation, biological process: protein histidyl modification to diphthamide. Bases 164 to 2281 code for a protein of 705 amino acids. Gene Ontology annotation, molecular function: diphthine-ammonia ligase activity. The transcript is spliced from 13 exons. Lineage: Eukaryota; Metazoa; Arthropoda; Insecta; Hymenoptera; Formicidae. The record is from RefSeq and is a predicted model, not a curated record.
CGCUGUCUUCGUCGUCCUAUGAUUCUAGUCAGUCUCCUAUAGACUGCCGUGUCGUGUGAGGGGUUCUCUUCGUCGUUUCAACAUGAUUGUCUAAACAGAUAAAUCGGCUUUAAUUUUAGUCAUAAUUAUCCCUCAAGAAAGAUCCAAGCACAAUCUGUAAAAGAUGAGGGUCGUUGCGCUAGUUAGUGGUGGCAAGGAUUCUUGUUUCAACAUGAUGCAAUGUGUAGCAGCUGGCCAUGAAAUUGUGGCUUUAGCAAAUUUGUAUCCUGUUGGAAAAGAUGAUUUAGACUCGUUCAUGUACCAAACGGUAGGCUACCAAGGUGUCGAAUACAUCGCUAAAGCUAUGGGCUUGCCUAUGUAUCGUGAACCAACAUUUGGUAGGUCUAAAAUGCAAGAGAAAUAUUAUUGCCCUACAGAAAAUGACGAAGUCGAAGACCUUUUUAGACUGUUGAGCAAAGUAAAGGAGCGCGAAAAUAUAGAGGCUGUGUCAUCUGGUGCUAUUCUUAGUGAUUACCAACGAAUUCGUGUAGAAAAUGUCUGCAGUCGUUUAGGUCUUAUUUCCAUAUCAUAUUUAUGGAGACGGGACCAGGAGGAGCUGUUAAUGGAGAUGAUACAGAGUUCUGUUAAUGCAGUAUUGAUUAAAGUUGCAGCAUUGGGUCUCGAACCUAAGCAUUUGGGUAAAUCUAUAUCCGAAAUGCAAACUCAUCUUGUCAGAAUAAAAGAAAAGUAUGGAGUAAACAUAUGCGGAGAAGGUGGGGAAUACGAAACCUUUACUUUGGAUUGUCCUUUGUUUGGAAAAAGCAUUGCGUUUGAUGAGUAUGAGAGCAUUGUACAUACAUGUGACGACAUAGCACCUGUAGGAUACCUUAAUUUUACAAAGAUUCGUCUACUAGACAAAAAUAACGGUAUGGAACAGUUGAAUCUGGCGGAAAGAUUGAAAACUAUCUCGAUGAAAACAUCACAAGAUUAUAUCGCCGAAAUAGUUGGUCCGGUGCUACACGAUGGCUGCAAUUUGUCAGAUGACGAAAAUGACGAGCACGAGUGCGGAAACAACAGUCUGAAGACAUCGAAUUCCGGUCCAUUUAAUCCACCAAGCCCGAUGGAGAUUUUGUACGAAGAGGAGGAUUAUCCAGACGCACCGACUGUUAAUAGAAAUCAGAAGGGAUGGUUUUGGUUCGGCGGUAUUGCUGGAAAACGUCCGGACGUCACGUCCUCCGUAGAAGAGGCACUGGGAAAAUUAAGCACAUUAGUUGAAGACGAAAAUCUGCGAAUAUCUGAUAUCGUCGCGGUAACGUUGUACAUAAAAGACAUGUCAAGUUACAAGGCUAUAAACGAGGUAUAUACCUCCUGGUUGGGUAAAAGGAAUCCACCGGUUCGUGUAUGCGUAGAAUGUCCUUUGAACGUUCAUAUAGUACUAGAUGCGACGGCGUACAAGGAGAACCAAGAGUGCGGGGACAAGAAUGCCCACAAACGACACACAAUGCACGUUCAAAGUAUAAGUCACUGGGCACCCGCUAAUAUCGGACCGUACUCUCAAGCUGUUCGUGUGGGCGAUAUUAUAUCGGUCGCUGGGCAGAUACCUUUGGUGCCUGGCAACAUGACUCUUCUAGACUUGAAUAUUAAACGGCAGUGCCGCCUAACGAUGAGACACAUCGAUCGUAUUCUUAAGGCCAUGGACGCGAACACACAUCUCAGAGACAUAGUACAGGGCAUCUGCUUCCUGACGCAUCCCAGUUACAUAGCAGACGCAAGAAAGGAAUGGGAGAAGAGAUCAAACAACGCCAUCGUAGAUUACAUCGUCGUACCAAAUCUGCCGCGUGGUGCUCAGGUCGAAUGGUGCGUUUGGGCUCACAGAGAUAACAGGAGAUUUGAAUACGAAGAAACGGGAAGAUGCGUGGGCAAUUUUAAGGUGGCCAUUAGGCGUAGGUGGAAUUACGAAAACACCGUUUCAGCGAUUGUGUGUUACAUGUGUACCCGUUCGUCCAAUUCGACUGGCAAUAUAGCUACAGAGGCAUGUUUGCCAUCCACGGAACUGACUGAGAACGAACUGAUGGAAGCGUUUGAGUACGUUUUAUGCAAGCUUACGAAAGGCUCGCAGAGCGCGAAUCCGACGUGUAACCUGCGAGUAUUUUAUAAGGUUGGCAGCUCGCCGGGCCCGAACCUCGUCCACAGUGUCCUGUCUAAGUUUUCUACAGCGAAUUUAGUGAUUACUAUUGUACCGGCUACUCACUUACACAAUUUCAACACUUUCUUGUCUAUAUGUGGCAUUAGACACGAGUAAAUACUCAAAUUGUUUUUUUACAUUGUCAAUUAUUCGUCAGGAUUGAAGCGCGCAUUUAGGAUAAAGUCGCACAGGGAUUUGAAUCUGUGUGGUAAAUCUCUCGGCAAUUCGUUCCCGUCGUUCGGACGUAAUCGUAGCGGUGACUGAGAAAAAGCGAGCAGAUAUGCUAUUUUGUAAGAGGAGAUACACUUCCACAUUGUUCAUGUAUUUUAUCGUUUGCUGAUUUCAAGAAAACGUUCGAUACAUAGGAAUAAGUUGAAUAAAAUACAUACGAUUGUAUACCUGUAUUCCCAAAAACGCAAGAAGCUGAGAAAGAGAUUUGCGUGUUUCAAAGUUACGAUAAUCGACAGACCGAGAGAGAGAGACUUGAGAAGCGAGAAAGAAAAUAACAAAUUUAACGCUUCGAAAACCUCGCUGAGAAUACACGAGAUGUGAAAUUUUUACAACUUUAUCCACCAAGAUACUUAGAAAAGCCAUUGUUCAUAUGAACAGAGAAUCGAGAGAUGGAAAUUUCGGAUAUGUCCUCUUUUUGAGAGCACGACUUCGCCUACAUGUCUUUUUCACAGCCACCACUGUUCGAUUAGUUCGACAGUUGCGACGGGAUUGAAUGUGACGAAUGGUGAAAAACGGCGUUACAACGGCACCAAAGUACGCACCAUUAAGUUUUCCUGUGUGCGCAUAAUAAGGGGGAACUUGGUCGUGGUCGAAACGGUUCGCUGUUCUCGAUACUAUUUUGCUUUAUGUAUCGGUAUCCGAGUACUUCCUCGCGUUUCGUACGUGAGUCGACGAUCUUGACGUGGCAGUAGCAGUAUUCCGUAUUAACGCGAUACUUGUUGGUAGUGUGUCUGUUAAAAAAAAAAGUUAAAAAAAUACUAAAAAUUCGGUAAAAAAAAAAGAAAAAGAAAAUGAAAAUUUUUAAGUUAAGUUAGGAGACAAGGAAAAUUGAGAACCAAAAAUUCCACAGGAUUCGAUGAUCUUAUAUCGACUCACCGGCUGUGAUCCUGUAGAAUCCUUGGUGCAUGUAUUAUAUGUUUUAUAGCAUAUCAUCGGUAAUGUUAUCUAGAUUAGUAUAAUGAUUAUGAUAAUUUUACCUAUAAUUUUAACCACUCACAGUGUAACAAAAUUGUAUCGAUCAACCGUGCUUCUCGUUUAAUUAUCAUGAGCAAUACUUCUCGAUACUUGAAAACAUCGGCGAAUAUAACGUUAACGAGAAAUACGGAAUACCCUUACUGCUCGCUCAAUAUUUCCCGAUAACGUAGCUGCGUCGCUGCUCUUUUCAGCUGUACUCUGGUUUCGUUUCUCGCAAUUCUUUUCUAUCGUUUCCAUCAGAUUCUAGGGAUUACACGUGUUUCGCGUUUUUGAUACGUAGGAAAAGUCUGGGCAGUGCAGCUGGAAAGAACAGACCCUUGUAUUAGCUUGUAUACCGACUACUAGUCAAUGGCGGGACAGGUGCAAUUCUGAACUAUGAACCCGUCCUGUUAUAGUGCGUAAGUGCUCUUCAACAACGCGAUUGCACGUUAGUGAAAAGAAGAAAAAAUACACGUACGUGCGUACGACUCGUAUUGUUGUUACGCUACGUUUCAUUUUGUUUUAUCUUUAUCUCUUUGCUCAAAGUAUGUUUUACUUUUAACGGUGUUGUAUAAUCCACGUGCGGAGGAAUGUUCUAAUUGUGUGUGUGACGUUUCUCCGAGCAAGUCGAAUCGCGCACGACCACUUUAUUAGCAGCACUCGACAUUCAACUCGAAUUUUAAAGAAACUAGACGAGAAAGAAAUGGAAAAGGAGGGAACAGGAAAGGAAGCACAUCGAGGGGAAGAAAUCGCGACGUAACACCUCACGCAUGGGCGUUUAUAGCAAGGAGACGUGCGCUUUUUAAUUACGGUACAAUUGCAACGCGACAAAGAACGAGAAGCACACAUACAUCGCGUUCUUCCCCUCGACAGUAUUUCUCAUUCUCACGAUUACGUUAUCGGUAACGUUGCGAUCAUUAAUCGUGCAUCGCCGCCUGAUCGUUUCUUCGCCGAAGAAGAAAUAGUGCGAUUUAUAGAGGCGAAGAAGAAUACAAAAAAAGAAGGAGGGGGAAGGAUCUGCAAGAGCUAUGUAUUUCACUUAGCGAGAUGCUGCGCGGCGACUCCACACCUUUUGCGCGUAUGUCAUUGUUGCUUUAAAGAAGUAUCCUGUACAGGCGCGUUACAGUGCAAAUUAACGAGACUACUUUGACACUGAUAUACAAGGUUGAUGCAACGACAUGCCAAAGUUUAUAUUUUGCAACAACUUGCUCAUUUUUUUAACGGCCGCAAUUGCCGUAUAUCCUGUGUGUACAUAAUGCAACAUAAUCUAACACGAUCUUAUAAAUAUAUUGUAAUCAAUCUCCAGCGAAAAAAUUGAUUGACAGAGAAGAGAGAGAGAGAGAGAGAGAGAAUGUGUGCGUGUAUGUAUGUUGUAUAUGUGUGCGCGCGCGCGUGUGUGUGUGUGUGAAAGAGAAUGGAGCGCACUGUUCAAAAUGUGGAUACUGCGUCACGAUACGUAUGUAAAAACAGGGGAAAGAAGAGAAUGUUAAUCCGCAUCUAACUCUCGCAACAAAAGCACUAAUCCGAGGAUUAUGUCAUGAAAAGAAGAGAAUAAAAAAGAAAGUGAUAUAUAUUUUUAAGAAAAA